This is a messenger RNA of Striga asiatica, 1943 nucleotides long. The record is from the annotation of a GenBank genome assembly. Lineage: Eukaryota; Viridiplantae; Streptophyta; Magnoliopsida; Lamiales; Orobanchaceae.
AAGGAUUCGAGUUUGGACGUUGACUCGAUCGGCUUGAGCUUGUUUCCAUCACGUCGGAAUCGAUAUGGUUGAACGCCGACAAAUUGCACUCCGCGUGAUUUGCGGUUCAAAUCAUCGUGUUUACCAGGUCUCAUCUCAACCCGACCCGACCCAUUAAACUGAGUCAUCGUGUUUACCAGCUUUGUUGUCGGCAAACUAUAUAGAUGGAAGGUGAAGGCAAAACCUACACCGUCGAUGAAGCCCUCAUCGCCCUGGGUUUUGGGAAUUUCCAGGUCUCCGUCCUUCUCUACGCCGGCAUGGGUGGGGUUUCGGAAGCCAUGGAAAUGAUGCUUCUCUCCUUCGUUGGCCCCGCCGUGCAGUCCGCGUGGGGCCUCUCGCCUCACCAGGAGGGCCUGAUAACGAGCGUCGUUUUCGCCGGCAUGUUGGUCGGAGCCUACUCGUGGGGCAUCGUUUCGGAUACAUACGGAAGGAGGAAAGGAUUUCUUGUGACAGCAUCCAUUACGGCUAUGGCUGGCGUUCUAAGUGCAUUUUCCCCGAAUCUUGCUUUGCUGAUCACUCUACGUGGAUUGGUUGGUCUUGGAUUAGGAGGAGGUCCUGUGCUUUCCUCCUGGUUUCUUGAAUUUAUUCCUGCUCCCGAUAGAGGCACUUGGAUGGUCGUUUUUUCAGCUUUCUGGACUCUUGGGACAAUUCUUGAAGCUUCUAUUGCUUGGUUUGUGAUGCCCAAUUUAGGUUGGAGAUGGUUGCUUGCAAUUUCUGCUCUUCCCUCCUCACUAUUGCUUUUAUUCUAUAGAAUGACUCCCGAGUCACCCAGAUACUUAUGCACCAAGGGAAGAAAAGACGAAGCACUAGCCAUACUGGAGAAAAUAGCACGAGUAAACGGUAAAAACCUUCCUCCGGGAAUCCUAGUUUCUGAAAACAGCAUCGAGCUAGAAGAAAAGUCGGAUCUUUCAGAAGAUGCAAAGCUGAUUUCUUCAAGUGAAAACGGCAGCACAAGUCCUAAUAAACGCACAGAUUAUUCCCCGAAAAACGGAAUCUCAUUGCUCGCGAUGCUUCUCUCACCUGAACUGAUUAGAUCGACAUUACUUUUGUGGAUGGUCUUUUUUGGUAAUGCGUUUGCUUAUUACGGAUUGGUUUUACUGACCACGGAGUUGAACAGCAAUCACAGCACGUGCACUCAUAAAGGCUCACCGUCCGGUAAUGUACAUCAAGAAGUUAGCUACAAAGACGUGUUCAUUACCAGCUUUGCAGAGUUUCCCGGGCUCGUCUUAUCGGCUGCAACAGUUGACAAACUUGGCCGUAAAAAGUCGAUGGCUGGAAUGUUCUUCCUCUGUUUCAUUAUUCUGCUCCCACUAACAUUUCACCAGCCUCAGAGCUUGACGACAGGCCUGCUCUUCGGGGCCCGCAUUUGUAUCACCGGGACCUUCACGAUCGUUUAUAUAUAUGCUCCCGAGAUAUAUCCUACAUCCGUGCGGACAACUGGCGUUGGAGUUGCAAGUUCGGUCGGCAGAAUUGGAGGAAUGGUGUGUCCACUUGUUGCGGUGAGUCUCAUCCAUGGAUGCCAUCAGACGGUAGCCAUUUUACUAUUCGAGAUUGUUGUUUUUUUAUCCGGAUUGUGUGUUUGGCUUUUACCAUUCGAAACGAGUGGCGCCGAGUUGAGUAAUAGCACGUCUUCUUCCGAGCCUCGGAUAAACUUUUGAGGCAUUCGGUUUUACCUACUUAAACUUGUGCAUUUAUCAAAGUGAUCAUUCAUGGAGAACCAGAAAAUUGGUCAAUACUUACACACUACCACACAAUUUAUAUAGUUUUUUUUUUUUGGAAAAGUUGUACGGUAGACAGACAGAGGAGAUUGUGUACCAUGUUUUAACUAGUAACUGAUGUAUACUUUUGAAUUCUUCUUACCUGAUUUCAGUUUUUAGGAUCACAUAAAGUUGCUUUUUGCCAGG